This is a messenger RNA of Castor canadensis (American beaver), 1508 nucleotides long. The record is from RefSeq and is a predicted model, not a curated record. Lineage: Eukaryota; Metazoa; Chordata; Mammalia; Rodentia; Castoridae.
UUGGUGGCGAGGAUGGCCGGCUUCGCGGAGCUUGGACUGUCAUCGUGGCUGGUGGAGCAAUGUCGGCAGCUAGAUUUGAAGCAACCCACGCCCGUGCAGCAAGGCUGCAUUCCCGCCAUCCUGGAGGGUCGGGACUGCUUGGGCUGUGCCAAGACGGGCAGUGGCAAGACGGCGGCAUUCGUGCUGCCCAUCCUGCAGAAGCUGUCUGAGGAUCCCUACGGCAUCUUUUGCCUCGUCCUGACUCCCACCAGGGAGCUGGCCUACCAGAUCGCAGAGCAGUUCCGGGUGCUGGGGAAGCCGCUGGGCCUGAAGGACUGUAUCAUCGUAGGCGGCAUGGACAUGGUGACCCAGGCGCUAGAGCUGUCCCGGAAGCCACACGUGGUCAUCGCCACGCCAGGCCUGGCCGACCACCUGCGCAGUUCUAACACCUUCAGUAUAAAGAAGAUCCGCUUCCUGGUGAUGGACGAGGCGGACCGGCUGCUGGAGCAGGGCUGCACCGACUUCACGGUGGACCUGGAGACCAUCCUGGGGGCCGUGCCUGCCCGCAGGCAGACACUGCUCUUCAGCGCCACGCUGACUGACACCCUCAGGGAGCUGCAGGGCCUGGCCACCAACCAGCCCUUCUUCUGGGAGGCGCAGGCCCCGGUGCGCACUGUGGAGCAGCUGGACCAGCGCUACGUGCUGGUGCCCGAGAAAGUCAAGGACGCCUACCUGGUGCACCUGAUCCAGACCUUCCAGGAUGAGCAUGAGGACUGGUCCAUUGUCGUCUUCACCAACACGUGCAAGGCCUGCCAGGUCCUGUGUAUGAUGCUGCGUAAGUUCAGCUUCCCUGCCGUGGCCCUGCACUCCAUGAUGAAGCAGAAAGAACGCUUCGCUUCGCUCUGGGCCAAGUUCAAGUCCAGCAUCUACCGGAUCCUGAUUGCCACAGACGUGGCCUCACGGGGCCUGGACAUCCCGACCGUGCAGGUGGUCAUCAACCACAACACCCCCGGCCUGCCCAAGAUUUACAUCCACCGCGUGGGCCGCACGGCGCGGGCAGGGCGGCAGGGACAGGCUAUCACGCUGGUGACACAGUACGACAUACACCUGGUGCACGCCAUCGAGGAGCAGAUCAAGAAGCAGCUGGCAGAGCUGGCGGUGGAGGAGGCGCAGGUGCUGCGGAUCCUCACGCAGGUCAGCGUGGUGCGGCGCGAGUGCGAGAUCAAACUGGAGGCCGCGCGCUUUGACGAGAAGAGAGAGAUCAACAAACGCAAGCAGCUCGUCUGGAGGGCAAGGUGGGACCCCGACCUGGAGGCCAGGCGCAAGGCCGAGCUGGCCAAGAUGAAGCAGAGGAACCGGCGCUUCAAGGACGAGAAGCAGCGGACGCUGCAGCGGAAGAAGGCGGGCGGCGCUGGUCAUGGAGGACCUCGGCCCAAGACCCACGGAGAACCCUCGCCUGCCCAGGGCCCAGCCUGAGCGCCACAGGGCCUUUGUGGUUGACCUGAGGGUGUCAGGAUCCUCCCUGGGGA